This is a messenger RNA of Larimichthys crocea (large yellow croaker), 2082 nucleotides long. RefSeq names its product solute carrier family 6 member 20 (gene slc6a20). Gene Ontology annotation, molecular function: proline:sodium symporter activity; L-proline transmembrane transporter activity. Bases 114 to 1913 code for a protein of 599 amino acids. The transcript is spliced from 11 exons. Lineage: Eukaryota; Metazoa; Chordata; Actinopteri; Sciaenidae. Gene Ontology annotation, cellular component: apical plasma membrane; plasma membrane. Gene Ontology annotation, biological process: L-proline import across plasma membrane; glycine transport; sodium ion transmembrane transport. The record is from RefSeq and is a predicted model, not a curated record.
AGCUUACAGUGAACGGUUCACUCACGUCCUCCUCCUCCUCACCGCACACUCGUCCACUCUCACUGACGCGUGAAGGUUCGACUGCUGACUGGACACGUUAACAGGACGCAGACAUGGGACAAGAUGCGAGACCCAACUGGGACAGCCCCAUGCAGUUUGUGCUGGCAUGUGUAUCAUAUGCAGUUGGACUGGGAAACGUGUGGCGGUUUCCAUAUCUCUGUCAAAUGCACGGUGGAGGGGGCUUCUUGAUUCCAUACCUCAUCAUGCUAUUCCUGGAGGGUGUUCCCUUAUUCUACUUAGAGCUUGCCAUCGGUCAGAAGAUGAGUCUAGGCAGUAUUGGGGCAUGGACUGCCAUCAGCCCUUAUUUGGGAGGAGUGGGUCUUGCUAGUGUUGUGACAUCCCUGUAUCUGUGUCUGUAUUACAACAUCAUCAAUGCAUGGAGUUUCUGGUACCUCUUUCAUUCAUUUCAAUCAGUCUUGCCCUGGGCAGAAUGCCCUAUCAAUUCCAACCGCACAGGACCGACAGAGGAGUGUGAAAAGGCUACACCCACCCAGUACUUCUUCUACAGGGAAACAUUGAACAUCGCUCCCUCUAUUGAAGAGAAUGGAGGCAUUCAUGGUGGCCAGGCACUGUGCCUCCUGCUUGCCUGGGUGAUUACCUACCUGUUUAUUGUCCGAGGAGUAAAGUCAACUGGAAAGGUGGUAUACUUCACAGCCACUUUUCCAUACGCGGUCCUCUUGAUCUACCUGGUCCGGGGCAUCACUCUUCAUGGUGCCAUCAAUGGUGUCAAAUUCAUGUUCACUCCCAAUAUGGAACACCUUGCCGACCCUAAUACAUGGAUCAAUGCGGCCACUCAGAUCUUUUUCUCUCUGGGUUUGGGUUUUGGGUCACUCAUAGCUUUUGCCAGCUACAACCACUAUAACAACAACUUCGAGCGCCAGGCCAUUGUUGUUUCCCUGAUCAACAGUGGAACCUCCAUCUUUGCCAGCAUUGUCACCUUUUCCAUUUAUGGGUUCAAGGCCACUGUCAACUACGAGAGCUGUCUGGAAAGGACACGUGUACUGCUGCUGAAUACUUUUAAUAUUGCAGAGGACAAUAUCAACAUUGACAAUGUCUUUGAGUGGAUUGAAAAGUUGAACACAACCUACCCAGAACAGUUUGCCAAACUCAAUAACAAACUGGAAGAAUGUGAUCUGGAGACGGAACUAAGCAGUGCAGUAGAGGGGGCAGGUCUGGCCUUCAUAGUGUACAGUGAAGCCAUUAAAAAUAUGCCAUUGCCUCAGCUGUGGUCAGUGCUGUACUUUCUCAUGCUCUUGAUGUUGGGAAUGGGCAGCAUGCUGGGCAAUGUCACUGCUAUCAUCACUCCACUAAGAGACUUCAAGGUUAUGUCCCACAUGAGCAGCGAGUUGUUUAAUGGUUUAGUGUGUGUGUUCUGUUUGCUGCUUGGCCUGGGCUUCACCACUACAUCUGGAAAUUACUGGUUUACCAUAUUCAACGACUAUGGAGCCACAUUCUCCCUGCUGUUCAUCGUCCUCAUUGAGGUCAUAACUGUCAGUUACAUCUAUGGACUUAAAAGGUUUGAAAAAGACAUUGAAGACAUGCUUGGUCAUCGUCCCAACUGGUACUGGAAGAUCAUGUGGUCAAUAACCAGUCCCCUUCUCCUCAUCUUCCUUUUCAUCAUCUAUAUUGUCAAAUACAUCAACGGAGGGACGCCCACCUACCAAGCAUGGAACAAAGAGCUGGGUACAUCAGUGGUGACAGAAUAUCCUGUCUUUGGCCAACUCUUCAUCGGGCUGCUUUUGGUGUCCUCCAUUAGCUGUGUUCCCCUCACAGCUCUGUAUGUCUUCUGCAAGAAGAGGAAACUUGGAAACCAUGAGAAGAGGGAGCAUACAGUCAGCACAGUAUCUGCUUAGUGACCAGAUGGUGAUAUUAGAGUGACCAUGCUUAUGAUCAGUGGUUACAUUCACCAAAUUUAAUAUUAUUAAAAGCAUUUCAGAGUUUUUCUUCUCACAAGACAACUUCUUCUAUUACGUGAACAAUGCCCUCUUGUGGCAGGAAACAGAAAAAUUGAGGCAUGGGAAC